Molecule: messenger RNA, 2708 nt
Organism: Leguminivora glycinivorella
Lineage: Eukaryota; Metazoa; Arthropoda; Insecta; Lepidoptera; Tortricidae
Gene: Cog3
Product: conserved oligomeric Golgi complex subunit 3
Exons: 13
Coding region: 47-2533 (828 amino acids)
Biological process (GO): intra-Golgi vesicle-mediated transport; Golgi organization; intracellular protein transport
Cellular component (GO): COG complex; membrane; cis-Golgi network
Source: RefSeq, a predicted model, not a curated record
UUAGGUACCUAUGUUGUAAAAGUGCUGUACUUGUUGACUAGAAAUCAUGGAUAAUAUGAGUUUAAAAGAAAUUCAGAGUAGAUUGUUACUAUGGGAAUCUCCUUCAAAUCCUCUAGCACCGCUUACAUCUUCCCAAAGAGAAGCAAUAUUAGAUUUAGAAGCUCUUUUGUUAGGCGAACCGACAGAGGCUGAAGACAAGAAUGCGCAGGCUAGUGAAGUGGAAGAUAUUGAUAAAAACACCGUGCCCUCGGUGGAUACUACAUACGAUUUCUUGGAGUGGUAUGAGAAGCUUUGUGAAAGUAACGUAGAGGAAGCAGACGCACCAUACAAAGCAUAUUACAAGCAGUUAGAAGACAGGCGAAAUGAGUGUGUUGCUUUGACUAAUCAGAUUGGUGCAACAAUGUCGGACUUAGAAAAGCUAUCAAAGGAGUACAACUUGGUGUCAGACAAGACAAAUGCAUUGCACACAAUGAGUGAGCAGUUGCUUGCGGACCAAAAUAAACUGUCUAGCAUAGGUGAUGACAUCCGGCACCGGCUGCAUUACUUCACACAAGUGGAACACCUGUCACAGAGGCUCAGCAGCACAACCAUGUCUGUCAACAGCGAGGCAUUCUUCAACUUGCUGGCUAAGAUUGACGAGUGUCUGGACUAUAUGAGAACUAAUAGUUCCUUCAAAGAGUCCCACACCUAUCUAGUGAAGUAUCGGCAUCUACAGAGCCGAGCCAUCUCCUUGGUACGUUCCUACGUCACACACGUGCUCGAUCACGCCACGGAGCAAGUGCUGUCGCCUAAAGAUGAAGAUGCCAGUGAACAGGAGAACAUGGACACGGCGUAUGCCGUGUACUUCGGCAAGUUCCAGGCCACCGUACCCAAGCUAAAGAUGGUUAUCGAAGAAAUUGAGUCUCGAGCUGAGAAGAGUCCUGAAUACGCGUCCCUUCUCUCGGACAUCCAGCACGAGUACGCGGCGCGGCGCGCGCGCGUGGCCGGCGCGCCCACCGCCGCCGCGCUCACGGCCGCCGCCGCGCGCCACCCGCGCGACCACUGCACGCUGCUGCGCGCGGCGUGCUCGCUGCUCGCACAUGCUAGCAGCGACGAGUGUGCGCUCUACUCGAGAUUAUUCAGCAAGAGUUGUCCAGCUAUACAAGAAUAUCUACAGUCGCUUUGCAACGGGCUGUACGAGACUCUUCGGCCUCACAUCAUACACAUCAAUCACUUGGAAACCCUCGCAGAGCUCUGCGUUAUACUUCGAGUGGAGGUUUUAGAAGAGCAAGUAGCUAACGAUCCGGAGACCUUGGCAGCUCUAGGAGCUUGCGCCCGUGCCCUCCUACAAGACGCACAAGAACGUCUAGUAUUCAGAGCACACGUGCAUCUCCGCUCCGACGUACUACUGUACCGCCCGGCUCCGCCUGACCUGCAGUACCCGGGGAAACUGCUUAUGAUGGAGCAAAUCGCCCUAUCUAUCCAACAAGAGCAAUCCCUCAAACGUUCAGACUCCCGCAACUCUAUGGUGUCGGACAUCUCCGCUACCUCGCAAGAGGUCGCCAACAUCAAUGUGGAGGCCCAACGGAGGCCGGUGGCCUCCCCGGCUGAUCUACACGGCAUGUGGUACCCGGGGGUCAGGAGGACUUUAGCAGCACUGUCUAGGCUUUACAGGUGUCUCGAAAAGAAAGUCUUCCAAGGCCUAGCACAAGAAGCGAUAUCCCUCUGCGUCCAAAGCCUCGACAGCGCCUGCAAGCAGAUCUGCGCCACACAAACCAACAUCGACGGCGAACUCUUCCAAAUCAAACAUCUGCUCAUCUUGCGCGAACAAAUAGCUCCUUUCCAAGUCGAUUUCGUAAUCAAAGAAACUACUUUGGACUUCAGUAAUAUGAAAAAUGCAGCUUACGGCUUACUACAACGACCCAAACAAAUAUUUUCACUUAACAGUAAUAAUACGUUGUUAGAAUUCUUGUUGGAAGGAACGCCGAUGGUGAAGGAACAUUUACUGGAUUCGAGAAAAGAGGUGGAUAGACAGUUGAAGAGCUGCUGUGAGAUGUUUAUAAGGCAUGCGACGGAGAUUCUGGCGGGACCGCUGCUUACGUUUGUUGAAAAGGUGCAAGCCUUCACUCCAGCGGACCAGAUCAGGACACAGCCGUGGGCCUCGCCUGAAGAGAUGGCGGUGGUGGUGAAGGAAGCACAGCGGCUGAUCAAAGCGCACCUCGCGUCACUGCAGCGCUCCAUGCAACUAUACCUAGCUAAUAAGGAGACGGAGUUUAUAUUGUUCAGGCCUAUUAGGAACAACGUUGUCGGCUACUUCGUCCAAAUCGAGCAGCUCCUAACCAACGGCGGCUACACAUACGAAGACACGCUGCUAGUGGCGUGUCCCACGCACGAGCAGAUCUCAGUCUUCAUAUCCUCGGCUAGCCUAAUCAGCCACAACGAGCCGGUGCUGCCGUACGGGACCAAGAGGAAGACCAGCACGGUCCGCAAGCCUAGUGUUACCAGCGUCCCGGAGAAGAAGCUUGGUGAAGCCACUGGUACUAUGAAUGUGUAAUUUUAGGAAGAUUUGUAUUUGGUUAAAUUCCUAUUUAUUGCAAUAUGUAUUUUUAAGUAUUUGUUUCAAAUUGUAUUUAUAAUUUUAUAAAUGAAAACAUGUGUAUUGGAAAACAGAAUUGUUUAUUUACAUAUCAUUUGCUUACUCUCUUAUAAUAAAUACACAUUCCACCAAA